GUGUUGUUUUGGGAGCGAGCGAGCGCGCGCUGUUGACGGGGUACUUGAGCUGCAGGUCUGGGAUCUCUCAGCACGGACCUUGUCUGUCUGCGCGAGAACGUGUGUAGCUGCGGGAGAAAGUCAACAACAAAUGAAUCGUUGAGGGAAGACGAAAACAGUGAGGAAGAGGAUGGUGAGCAGCCAGCCGAAAUACGAGCUGAUCCAGGAGGUGGGGCGUGGCAGCUACGGCUUGGUUUACGAGGCGGUGGUGAAACGCACCGGGGCCCGGAUGGCCGUGAAGAAGAUCCGCUGCCACAGCCCGGAGAAUGUAGAGCUAGCCCUCAGGGAAUUCUGGGCCCUGAGCAGUAUCCAGAGCCAGCACCCCAACGUCAUCCACCUGGAGGAGUGUGUCCUGCAGAGAGAUGACCUGGCUCAGAGGAUGAGCCACGGGUCCAGCUCCCCACUAUACCUAGAGCUGGUAGAGACAUCUCUGAAGGGAGAGAUAACCUUUGACCCGUGCUGUGCCUACUACCUGUGGUUCGUCAUGGACUUCUGUGACGGGGGAGACAUGAACGCUUACCUGCUGUCCCGUAAACCCAGCCGCAAGACCAACACCAGCUUCAUGCUGCAGUUAGGAAGCGCCCUGGCCUUCCUCCACCGAAACCAGAUCAUCCACCGAGACCUGAAGCCUGACAACAUCCUCAUCUCCCAGGGAAGGACCUUGGCGGGAACCCCCGAGCCCACCCUGAAGGUGGCAGACUUCGGACUGUCAAAGGUCUGCUCCACGUCAGGCCUCAACCCUGAGGAACCAGCCUCCGUCAACAAGUGUUUCCUCUCCACAGCGUGCGGCACAGACUUCUACAUGGCUCCAGAGGCGUGGGAGGGCCACUACACGGCUAAAGCAGACAUCUUUGCCCUGGGCAUCAUAAUCUGGGCCAUGGUGGAGCGGAUCACGUUCGUGGACGUGGAGACCCAGAAGGAGCUCCUGGGGAGCUACGUGCAGCAGGGGGAGGAGAUUGUGCCCCUGGGGGAGGCGCUCCUGGAGAACCCCAGGAUGGAGCUGCUGAUCCCGGCCAGGAUGAAGAGCAUGAACGCCGGCAUGAAACAGCUGAUCAGGGAGAUGCUGUCGUUCAACCCUCAGGAGAGGCCUGAUGCCUUUGAACUGGAGCUCCGACUGGUCAGGAUCGCCUGCAGAGAGCUUGACUGGGACACGUGAUAAUGGGGGUGGAUAGGAGGAGAAUGGACCAUGGGACUUGUAGUUACAACGACCAGCACAUGUAUCUAGUCCUAAUUCACCACUGUUAGCUCUGGUGGCGAAGGCCACACAAUGGGAGUUUGUUUUUAUUUUCAAGGGAACAAUUUAAAGGUUGCAAAGAUUUUGGCUUUGCGGUUGGAUAUUGGUUCAGAUGUAGGACUACUGGUAAACCUAGCUCAUAGCCAGUCUGUAAAAAUGUUUGUUUUGAAUGUUAACAUAGCAAGGCUGUCCAUAAGCACAUUCAGCUGUUGGUCUCUCAGAAGGAGAGGUGUUGCUAGCUACCCCAGUGGUUUAGGCGAACCUGUUAAAGUUGACUCUCUCUUUAGUUGUUUGCCUACAAAUUCCACCCCAGUCUCGGUGCUAAUAAUCAUACUUCGGAUGCAAUUUAUGAUACAGGGAGACUGCAUCCUGUGUAGAUAUGGAUGCAAUUAAAUUCCAAUUUAUACAUGCCUCAGUGAUCGUAAACUGUGCACAGCUGGUUUUACCAGUAUUCUGUGAUUCUGUGACCACACCCUGCUCCUCCCCAUCAACAGCCACACACACACACACACACACACACACGCACAGGCACGCACACUUCCCACUGCUCAGGUAAAAAACGAAAAUAUACUAUUGGUUGGGAUUUGAAGACAAACGGCUGUUUGAAGAGAGAGCAGCACGACAUUUCACAGAGGCCUGUGUAUUCUGAGCUGGCCCUGAGCCAACUAUGGGAAUCAGGCUAGUGGGAGCAGACAAGGUCUUGGUAUGCCAGCCCAGUGCAGAACUAACAUAACCCCCAGCCCAGUGCAGACAAAACCUUACAUAACCCCAGUCAGCCAGUUUCAUAAUAGGCCAGGAAUGUGUCAUGAUUGGCCCAUAAUUAAAAUAAUUUGAGUGUUUGAAAUGUAAUUAACUUGAGUCACCAUAAUUUAAAGUCCAGAGACAACAAGCUGCUUAUUCUAAACACAUAAAGGAAUGUGUUGUUGCCCCAAACUAACAUCAAUGUAUUUAACUGAAGAGCCAGUGUUCUGCUUGUAAUAUUAAAAUAUAGUGCUUGAAUUUA
Coregonus clupeaformis (lake whitefish) is the source of this 2276-nucleotide messenger RNA. RefSeq names its product serine/threonine-protein kinase pdik1l. Gene Ontology annotation, cellular component: cytoplasm; autophagosome. The coding region runs from base 170 to 1195 and encodes 341 amino acids. NCBI's taxonomy places the organism in Eukaryota, Metazoa, Chordata, Actinopteri, Salmoniformes, Salmonidae. Gene Ontology annotation, molecular function: ATP binding; protein serine/threonine kinase activity. Gene Ontology annotation, biological process: axon extension; autophagosome organization; peptidyl-serine phosphorylation. The record is from RefSeq and is a predicted model, not a curated record. The transcript is spliced from 3 exons.